Phycomyces blakesleeanus NRRL 1555(-) is the source of this 378-nucleotide messenger RNA. RefSeq lists its product as hypothetical. Lineage: Eukaryota; Fungi; Mucoromycota; Mucoromycetes; Mucorales; Phycomycetaceae. The record is from RefSeq and is a predicted model, not a curated record. Bases 1 to 378 code for a protein of 125 amino acids. The transcript is spliced from 2 exons.
AUGACUAUUUCUGUACAACCCUUCUUUUUUGUUUCUGUGUUGUACCUGUGGAGCACAGACCUCAUUUUGAUCUCCUCUAACUUUUUACGUUAUGCCGAUUUCUCUUUGCUUGACCAGGAUGACAAAUUGCCACUCAUAUCUUUAUUUUAUGAUAAUCAUUAUCGCUAUCACCCAAAUUACUCCUACAGUAUAUUUCGAGCACUUGCCCUUGCACUUGAACCUAAGCAAAACAAAACAAAAAACUAUAUCAAUGAAUCAACUGUAAUAACAGCAUGUAUCAAAAUUGCACUCCGUGUGACUCAAUAUGACAAUGUACCUCUUUAUGAUAUCAAUACCUUGCUUACUCAAUAUACUUUAUGCCUGUCAACUUAUCUUUAA